UUGGACGAAGAAGUCGCAUCUGACGGCCGGGCCGGCGAUCGAAUCGAAGAGGCAGGUAUCGAGCGAGAAGGACCCCAAAAGAGAAGCGCAAAAGAGCAAAACGUAUUUACGGCGGCCGUCGUCGUCAUCGUCGUCAGCUUCAGCGGCGCAACCCCAGCCGAAACCAGCCCAGCACGGCAGUGCCGGAGGCGGUCAACUUCAAACAAACUGCUCUUCUCCUUCACUUUGGAUAUAUCCGUCUGCGUUCGUUCAAUCGUUCCGUCCGUCUACUGAAGUUCUUCUGUGUCGGUCGGUCGGCCGGUCGGUUCGAUUCAAACUUCAGUCAAUCGCGCCCGCUGCUCAGUCAGUCAGUCAUUGAGGAACGGUUCACGAGUGCGGACGAGUAUUUUCGCCGGUGCUCGGGAUUUUUAUCUUCCUUCUGGAAAAUAAAUCGGUUUCGGUUUCGGUUAUGUGUUCUGAAGAACUUUGUUUAUCGAUUGUGUGAAGGGUUUUGUUUUGUGCAAAGGGAUUGCAUCGCGAAUCCGAGAGCUGUUAUGCGGACGAUUGCCGAACUGGGCGGUGUUUAUGAGAAGGGAGAAGUUUGCCUGAGUGGGAAUCGGAAGAAAGUUUUGAGUUUGUUUCACUGAAGUAAAGUGAUCUGAAUAUUGAAUUGUACAAUGAUCGCUGCUUAGGAGCGACAAAUAUCCCUAAUCGAAGUGAGCUGAGAUUUUGAAAUACCUACAAGAAAAUAAGGAAGCGGUGAAUUGUGAUAGGUCAAGUAACCAUGGCAACGAGCAAGGGCGGCGAGUGCAGACGCCUGCUGGGAUUGAUGCUGUCAGUUUUGGUGCUCGCGCUGGGUUCAGCCGGAGCGGUUGAUGAGCUCAAGUGUGAGCUGAUCACGGUAUCAGCCUGUCAGAAUUUGGUUUAUAACAUGACGGUAGCUUCGGCACCGAUCACAACGGCGAUUUCUACGGCCAGUGGUUCCGGCAAUUCAACCGGAUCUGGCGAAGGAACCAGCGGCGGUGAAACCGGCGGAAUCAGAUCGCAACUGGAUGCGGAACUUUUGAUUACAUCGCUCCGGCCGGUGAUCGACUCGGGCUGCUCCAAGCAGGCCCUGUUCCUGUUCUGUUCGUCGCUGUUCCCGCUGUGUUCGGCCAAUGCGCCUCGGCCGGUGCAACCGUGCCGGUCGCUGUGCGAACAGGUCCGCAAGGAUUGCUUUAGCGAUGCCAUCUUCGGCAAACUGUGGCCGGCGUACCUGGACUGCCGGACGUUGCCCCAGCCGGAGAAUCACGGGCUGUGCAUGCAGGUUCCGCCGGAAGCCUCCGGGAGUGUUGAAAAGAACCACAGCCACCCAACGCCACCUGCCUCGGCCGUUCCCGUCAAACCCUGGUCCAUCUUCAACCUCCCGCAGCAGCUGCAGCACCUGCCCGUUCGUCAGCACCCGAACUCGCUGCUCGAACCCGGUGCAACCCGGCCGUCUUCCGGUCAUCAUUCCACCCCACCAGUCACCUGCCCGGCCAACUACACCCUCGAGUACGACCAAUGCGUUCCCAAGUGCGGAUCGUCGAUCGAUGCCAUGUACAACGCCCGCCAGAAGGAAACCAUCGAGUUCUGGACCCUGAUCCUAUCGGCGGCCUGCUUCAUCUUCACCCUUAUGUCCCUCGUCACGUUCUGGACCAAGGCCACCAAGUUCGAGUACCCCGAUCGACCGCUCCUCUUCAUGACCCUCUGCUACAACCUGAUGGGCCUGUGCUACCUCGAACGGACCAUCCUGCAUAACCCACGCAAGGAGCUGAUCGACCUGCUGGAGUUUCGCCAGGACUGCAACAUAACCUCCCAAUGCCUGGCCUACUACAUCAUCAAGAACUACCUGCUCAUCAGCGCCACCACCUGGUGGCUGAUCUUCGGCGUCUGUUGGUACCUCAGCACUGCCAAGCAAUGGUCCUGCGAAGCUCUGGAGAAAAAAUCCGGUCUCUUCCACGUGAUGGCUUGGGUCGUACCCUUCGCCUCACCCAUCAGCGCCCUCCUCCGAGGCAACAUCCAGAAGUUCGAGCUCACUAACUUCUGCACAGCCAAGGGCUUCACCGAAAUCCCAGCCCUCAUCCUCCUCCUUGCGGGCGCCACCCUGAUCCUCCUCGCUCUGAUCGCCCUCAAACGCCUCAAAUCCACCUGGAAUCAGAGCGAAACGCUCUCCAAAGUGUUCAUUCGGGUCCUCCUGUUCGCCAUCAUCUACCUGAUCCCCGCCUUAUCCGCCAUCAUCUGUACCUUCUUCGAGCGCAUCGAAAACCCCAUCGAACCGUGCCCCUCCGGAUCAACCUGCCCCGCACCCCAGAAAUUCUCCCUCCUCCCAACCCUGCUCAAGCUGAUCCUCACCCUGAUCGGUGGUUCCACCACAGGCAUCUGGCUGUGGACCAAGCACACCUCGGACCUGUCCAAGAAAGUCAGCGGCAACAACUCGACGAACGGAUCGCUCAAGUCCGUCCCACUGCUCAAGGUGAACCACCCACCAGCGUCCGUGGUGGGCCUCGGAAGCCCUUACCGGAGCACGACCAGUGCCAUCGGGGGCGGCGGUUCCACCGGAUCCGGCCACCCGAGCUCCAACUCCAAGAAGUACCUGUACAACUCGGCGUACAGUACCGGUGCCGGAAGUCACCGGAGCGGGUCCAACGGAGGGUACAUGCCGGUGCGGAUACACCGCAGCCUGAGGGGGACUUCUUCGAGCGGAAGGGGAACCACUGCGUCCAUCAUCACGAGGAUUUGAGACCGAGAUGGCGGGGAAUUGCCGGGUCUAGAGGUGAAAGCUUUAAUUGGAAGGGUCUAAAAUGGUAAACGCAAACGAGCAUACAUUUUAUUUACUGUGAUAUAGGUUUAGUAAGAUAGUUUUAGAAGAAGGAAAUCAUUGUUGGUUCGGUGAUUUGUAUUACAAAAGCAGAGAUGCGACAAUAGUGAGAUAAAACAUUGUUGAAAUGUAUUUAUUUACUGUGUAAAUGCGAAAUUCGAUAGAUAUUAGUGCAAAAUUUUGGAACAGAAGCUUGGAAAGUACUUUUCAAGGUAUUGUACAGAUGAAUACGGCUUAUAAUGCUAAUAUAGAGCUGUUGUAGCUGUUAUUUCAGGUCUUUUCACUACCACCAUCUGGUGGGCAGCUAAGUCGACUACAACAUUUACAAUAGAUGGCGGUAGUGUGCAGCAUCAAAGGCAUUUUCUGUUUAUGUAUAAACAGUGAAUGCACUACGACCACCACUGCAUAACUCAGUGGUGAUAAGUGUUGACCAGAACCUUCAUAGCAUUGUAAAUUUGCGCUUAAAUUGUAUAACAAAUCAAAUCGGUAUUAUUUUAUAGAAGGAAAGAGUUAGAAAACAUAGCUGGCGAAAAUUAUUGUUUGUAUAUUUAUAAAUAGCUUAACCCCAUUUAAAAGUGAAAAUAAUAAUUCGUUUAAAAAUAA
This is a messenger RNA of Aedes albopictus (Asian tiger mosquito), 3421 nucleotides long. RefSeq names its product frizzled-3. Gene Ontology annotation, cellular component: plasma membrane. The record is from RefSeq and is a predicted model, not a curated record. The transcript has 3 exons. The coding region runs from base 764 to 2740 and encodes 658 amino acids. Gene Ontology annotation, molecular function: Wnt-protein binding; Wnt receptor activity. Gene Ontology annotation, biological process: non-canonical Wnt signaling pathway; canonical Wnt signaling pathway. NCBI's taxonomy places the organism in Eukaryota, Metazoa, Arthropoda, Insecta, Diptera, Culicidae.